Molecule: messenger RNA, 1821 nt
Organism: Gastrolobium bilobum
Lineage: Eukaryota; Viridiplantae; Streptophyta; Magnoliopsida; Fabales; Fabaceae
Product: exocyst complex component EXO70H1
Exons: 1
Coding region: 1-1821 (606 amino acids)
Biological process (GO): exocytosis
Cellular component (GO): exocyst
Molecular function (GO): phosphatidylinositol-4,5-bisphosphate binding
Source: RefSeq, a predicted model, not a curated record
AUGCCUAAAAAGGGACUGAGAAACUUGUUGUUCUUCAAACACUCACCAUUACCCCCUUCCUCUACUCGCAGAGUCACCUUCUCCGAUUCAUUAAUGGAUGAAAACAUUGAAACCGCUCGCUCCCUCAUAACCAAAUGGGAUCCUAUUCCAACUUCCAACGGCAAAACCACCACUCUUUUCAGCAACACUCGAGAGGAAGCCAAACAGUACAUUAACGCCGUUAAGAGGCUGCAAUCCGCUAUGCAGUACCUCGUCGCACAGGAUUCCUCCUCCGAGAAGCUCUUGCAAGCACAGUUAUUAUUGCAAGUCGCCAUGAAGAGGCUCGAGUUGGAGUUCUAUCGGAUAUUAUCCGAAAACAGAGACCGAUUGGAACCUGAAUCUGUCUCCUCCCGCUCCUCCACCGAUCGCCGGAGCAGCGUCUCCGAUUACGACGAUGAAUUCUCCGACGACGAGUUCCGUCUCGCCGCCGGCAACAACUCUGUAUCAAUGGUUGCAAUGGCGGAUUUGAAAGCCAUUGCAGAGUGUGUGAUUUCAGCAGGAUAUAGCGAAGAGUGCGUCAAGAUUUACAUCAUCGUGAGAAAGUCGAUUGUUGAUGAGGCACUGUACCAUCUCAGAGUUGAGAGGCUCAGCUUCUCUCAGGUUCAGAAGAUGGACUCGGAGGUGCUUGAAUUGAAGAUUAAGAGCUGGUUGAAUGCUAUCAAGGUCGCCGUCGGAACUCUGUUUCACGGUGAGAGAGUUCUCUGCGAUCACGUUUUUGGUUCCGCGGAGAAUAAGAUCGCCGAGUCCUGUUUCGCCGAGAUUUGCAGAGAUGGCGCAACGUACCUGUUUGGAUUCCCGGAAAACGUGGCAAAGUGCAAGAAAACGCCAGAGAAAAUGUUCAGGACACUCGACAUGUACGAAGCGAUAUCUGACAAUUUGCAACAAAUUGAAUCCAUCUUCUCGUUUGAAUCAACGUCCACGAUCAGAUCGCAAGCCGUCAAUUCACAGGUGAGGCUCGGCGAGGCCGUUAGGGCGAUGCUAUCGGACUUCGAAUCGGCGAUUCAGAAGGAAUCCUCGAAGAUUCCAGUGCCAGGCGGUGGGGUCCACCCGCUCACGCGCUACGUCAUGAACUACAUCGCCUUCCUCGCCGAUUACAGCGGCGUUCUCGCCGGGUUAAUCGCCGAUUGGCCGCGAACUCCGUUGCCGGAGUCUUACUACCGCAGUCCGAAUCGCGAGGAAGAUAAAACGUCGUCUGAGAUAGCGGAACAGCUCGCGUGGCUGAUACUGGUGGUGCUCUGCAAGCUGGACGGCAAAGCUGGGCUUUACAACGACAUUGCACUCUCUUACCUGUUCCUCGCGAAUAACAUGCAAUACGUCGUCGUAAAGGUCCGAAAAUCGAACCUAGGGUUCCUUUUCGGCGAGGAUUGGUUUAUGAAGCACGAGUCCAAGGUGAAGGAGUAUGUCUCCAAGUACGAGCGCGUGGGGUGGAACAAGGUGCUGGAGUCGCUGCCGGGGAAUCCGACGGCUGAGAUGCCGGCGGAGCAAGUCAGGGCCAUAUUCGAGAGUUUCAACGCCGCAUUCGAUGAAGCGUGCAGGGCCCAGUCCUCGUGGGUCGUAUCCGACCCGAAAUUACGAGACAAAAUCAAAGUUUCGAUAGCUUCGAAGCUGGUGCCUAGGUACGUGGAAUUCUACGAGAAGUUUCGGGUCGGGUCGGAGUCGGUUAUAAGAUAUUCACCCGAUGAUUUGGGGAAUAAUCUUUCGGAGCUUUUGUAUGGGAUGGAACAAUCGGAUAGUGUUUCGUCGCAUUGUCGUUCUCCUAUUCAUCGUUUGAAACGCCCGUGA